Molecule: messenger RNA, 682 nt
Organism: Pyrus x bretschneideri (Chinese white pear)
Lineage: Eukaryota; Viridiplantae; Streptophyta; Magnoliopsida; Rosales; Rosaceae
Exons: 3
Coding region: 58-558 (166 amino acids)
Source: RefSeq, a predicted model, not a curated record
CAGAAAGAAAAGUUUGUAGGAAAAUACAGAAGAGAUUAGAGAAGAAGAAGAAGAAAAAUGGAGUGCUGUGGGAGGCCAAACAGGAGUGACGCUCAUUUGUCGAGAGAGGAAGAGGCAGAGAUCGAGUCGAAGACGAGAGAGUACUUCGAUGGAGUGACUCCCAAGCAUCACUCCAAACCUCAACGCAGUGAGUAUUCAUCAAAGUAUGUGGACGAUUUGAAAAAUAAUGAUGAAAUUCCCGAACUUGUUGAGUUCCACCGUCUCGAAAGCGAUUCUCAGAAGAUACUGGUGCACGGAAGUGAGGUUGGUGAGGAGUUUGUGGAGACAGACUACUACAAGGACCUGAACGAUACUGACAAGCAGCACCACACCACGGGAACUGGGUUCAUCAAAAUGCCCAACAAAAGCGACAACCGCUACAGUUUGGCGCCGGAUUCCGACACCGACGUCCAUGCCUCUGGCCAGUGCAACCCAGCAACUAAUGACUGGAUCCCAGAUGCUUCUGCUGCCAAUACAGUGGCUUUUGAUUCAGGCAAGCCAAGGAGAGGUGACAAUUAAGAUGGAUGGGACUGGGAGUGCGUUAAUGUAGCAGAUUUUAAGUCUGUAUGAUAAUAUUAUUGUGAAUUUGCAAUUUGGGGUUUUCACUUUUCAGUGUUGCCAAUAAGUACAUCACUAUUUCUCA